ACAGAAAAAGAUUCUGUGGAAUUUGUGUGUGUGUGUGUGUGUGUGUGUUUUUUCUCCCUCUCCUCUCCAUACCGAGCAUGUAGAAGUUAUUUGUGCACUCGGCUGCUCGUGCCGUCAGACGUCCCGAUCCACACUCCGUGCCUCUAGUCCUGCUUGGAGCCGCCAUGAAGCCCUGGCUGCUGUUAGUGCUGGUCCUGCUGUGGUCACAGCUGGAGAACGGACUUGGCCAGGAGACCAGACGCAGGCAGGAGCCGGGUGAGACUCGGACAAGGUUGAGUGGCAAGAGGGUGAAAGGUCGCCUUCCCAAACUGAAGGAGAAGGAAUCAGCUGGAAGGGCAGGGUCAUUGCUCACACAGGUCCUAGACAAGGGCCGCUUCCUGCGCCUGGGCAACAGCCUCAUAGUGCAACCAGGGAAGGACCUGGAGCUGCGCUGCAAAGGAGCCAAGGUGGGCUGGGCGUACCCAGCCUACCUGGACACCUAUAACGACUCACGGCUCAGCAUCAAACAACAAGACAAAUACAGCCAGCUGAUCUUGACAUCGCCCUCAGCUUCUGACACCGGGGAGUACAGCUGCUGGCCUGUGCUGUGUGAUGGAGUGGAGUGUGAAAAGGACCCAGAUCGUACCUCUUCUACGUACAUCUACUUCACAGACAAGGAUGAGCUCUUUGUCCCAUCUACUAUCCACUUUGAGAUUGUCUACCUGCGACCAGACCAGCCAGCUGUGGUGCCGUGCCGAGUGACCAAUCCCCAGAUCGAGGUGUCCCUUCACAGGGAGGUGCCCCCAGAAGAAGUGCCUGUGGAUGGGACUCACAUCUCAUUCAACCCCACCAAGGGCUUCCUCAUUCCACAGCCCCGCCCCAAGCACAUGGGUGUCUUCUACUGCAAGGCCGCCACUAAGGAGGCACUACAGAUUUCCAACAAGUAUCAACUGCUUUAUGUGGAAGUUCCCAGCGGCCCUCCCUUUGUUACCAUCAAAGCAUCCUCCUCCUCUCUAAAGGGGGGUGACAAUCUCAACAUUACCUGCACUGUCCUCGGGGAGCCAGAGGUGGAGGUAGACUUUACCUGGACUUUUCCAGGCCAAGGUCAGCGCCCGGUGGACAUCCGUGAGUCUUGGCGUUUGAUCUCCCGAGGCAUGGGUCACACCACCCGUAUCUCGCAGAGCGUGCUCACACUGGAAGACAUGGAGACCAUUGACUUUGGGAGAUACAUCUGCAGAGCCAAAAACAAAUAUGGCGAGACAUCUGUGGCCACCCAUGUGGACCCCCUCUAGCCAACAUACUGAUUUCAACGUCGGGUAGAACAGCUGCCCUUUAUAGCAUAUCCUCUAUUUUUAGUUAAGACUCAUCCCACUGAUGUGUUUUACUCAUAUCUGUCUCAUUCCUGUACCUUGUAGGUUAUAACUAAUAUUAGCCAUCUCAGAAUUGCCUUAUGUUGUCUGUGUUAUUGAAUUUUGGGAGUGUAAAAGUUGGUCGAAUUAAAUGCCUAGGA
Molecule: messenger RNA, 1489 nt
Organism: Scleropages formosus (Asian bonytongue)
Lineage: Eukaryota; Metazoa; Chordata; Actinopteri; Osteoglossiformes; Osteoglossidae
Gene: pdgfrl
Product: platelet-derived growth factor receptor-like
Exons: 6
Coding region: 165-1271 (368 amino acids)
Source: RefSeq, a predicted model, not a curated record